AUGUCCACAUUCUUUCUCCUAGCUGCUCUCCGAUUGGUGGGUCUGCAGAAGGUGAAACUCACUUGUAAGACAGUAACAGAUAACACAACAGCCCUCAGCACUGGCCUUGUGGGGAAUCCCCUUAGUACCACUGUGGUAAUAGCUAUACCUUCUUCAUGUUCAUACUCAGGGGUGAAUGCUACACUUUACAUAAUUGGUGGUCCUGCCAAUCAAACAUUAUCAUUUACAGUGCCUCAAUGUCGUCUGAAGCGUGACCUUAUUGUAGUUAGUGACUCUCAAAAUGGUAACACAGAGACCGUAAAUGUCGGAUACCAGGUCACAGGUUUGAGUCCAAACACCGCAUACACUGCAUGGUAUCAAUUUGGCAGUACAGUCUUCAAUCGAGCAAGUUUCACAACUAAAACUAUACUAUCAGCUCCACCAACUGUAUUUGCGCGUAGUGGUGGAAUGGUGGUGAUAACGGUGAUACUUUCUGUUGCGAUGUUCCUGCUCGUUGUUGGACUGAUCGCUGUACUGGUGUUGGGUGGCCGAGGCAAGAAAUAAGCUCUGAAAAUUUUAUAAACUGACUUCAUCAAGAAAACAAAGGAGGAACCAACCUGCUACUUCUAGAACUGCCUUACAAUAUCCUACCCUCUGUAGAACAAUGUAUUAUUUUUUAGAUAAAAUGACCUAUUUUCAGAUUGCUGAGUGUAAAUAAUAUUUGAUAUAC
Messenger RNA from Hyla sarda, 709 nucleotides. It is a transcript of the gene UPK2, whose product is annotated as uroplakin 2. Bases 1 to 543 code for a protein of 180 amino acids. The record is from RefSeq and is a predicted model, not a curated record. The transcript has 5 exons. NCBI's taxonomy places the organism in Eukaryota, Metazoa, Chordata, Amphibia, Anura, Hylidae.